AUAAAUUUAUACUUAUCACAGGCUGCUGCACUUUCUCAGCCUUUACUGCCUAGAGAACUGGAAGAAUCGAUCCUUUUAAAAUGAGCGCUCUGGAUUAAGGUGCGUAUCUCGAAUGACUCCGAGCUGCAUUUAGAAAGGGGCUGGAUGAAGGAGACUCGCUUCCGAAACUGGUGCAGACUGGUUAGUGCUGCCGUGAACACGACAGGGGAACGGACGUGGUGCAUCCAUCCUCCAUGGGUCUGUUGUCAUUUACUCCGAAAAAAAAAAAAAAAACAGCCUUCGUCUUCCAGUCAUUUCCUAGCGAUGAAGACUCCAAAGAGUUGUUGUAACGCAGGGCUAAUGAUUGCGCUGAUAUGAAAUCCGGCUUAUUCUUAAAGUCAGUACGCGCCUGGGUGUCUGAGAAGGUAUUUGAGGAAUGUUUACCCUCACAGAAGUUGCCUCUCUGAACGACAUCCAGCCAACCUAUCGAAUACUGAAACCAUGGUGGGAUGUGUUCAUGGAUUAUUUAGGCAUUGUCAUGCUCAUGGUGGCAAUAUUUGCAGGGACGAUGCAAUUAACCAAAGACCAGGUGGUUUGCUUGCCUGUUCUGGAUUCGUGGGAGGAGCCCAUCACAAUACAGAAUCCACCGGAAACAUCACCUCCACCUUUGAUGAACAAAGACCAGCCUGACAGAAUUGUACAAUAUUCUGAACCAGCACGCCCUAGACAGCCUCAGCCAACAGGUGUGAAAACAAACCUGGACUUUCAGCAGUAUGUCUUUGUCAACCAGAUGUGCUACCAUGUUGCCCUCCCCUGGUAUUCAAAGUACUUCCCUUACCUUGCCCUCAUUCACACAAUUGUGCUCAUGGUCAGUAGCAACUUCUGGUUCAAGUAUCCAAAAACAAGUUCAAAAAUUGAGCAUUUCGUGUCUAUUUUGGGGAAGUGUUUUGAGUCCCCUUGGACCACUAAAGCACUGUCCGAGACCGCAUGCGAAGACUCCGAAGAGAACAAGCAAAGAAUGACAGGAGCUCCCUCGUUACCAAAGCAUGUUUCCACCAGCAGCGAAGAGGGGAGUCCAAACCAGUCCACGCCGAUGCUUGCGAAAUCCAGUGUUAGGUUCUCCACAGAGAAGCCUGUUAUCGAAGUGCCAAGCAUGACAAUACUGGAUAAGAAAGACGGUGAGCAGGCCAAGGCCCUUUUUGAGAAAGUUAGGAAAUUUCGCGCACAUGUCGAAGACAGUGAUCUAAUCUACAAGCUCUAUGUUGCUCAAACUAUAAUAAAGACGUUUAAGUUCAUUUUGAUCCUGUGUUACACCUCAACAUUUGUGGCCUCCAUUAAUUUUGACCAUGAUUGUGUGCAACAGCCAGAUAUUAAGCAUUUGACUGGCUAUACGAAAUUCAAAUGCACUCACAACAUGGCAUUUAUGUUAAAAAAGCUUCUCAUUAGCUACAUUGCCCUCAUUUGUGUCUAUGGCUUGGUUUGCAUUCACACGCUUUUCUGGCUAUUUAGACGACCUUUGAAGGAGUACUCGUUUGAGAAGGUGAGAGAGGAGAGCAGCUUCAGCGACAUUCCAGAUGUAAAGAAUGAUUUUGCUUUCCUCUUGCAUAUGGUAGAUCAGUACGACCAGUUGUACUCUAAACGCUUUGGUGUCUUUCUCUCUGAGGUCAGUGAGAACAGGCUGCGUGAGAUAAGCCUGAACCAUGAGUGGACGUUUGAGAAGCUACGGCAGCACGUGACUCGGAAUUCCCAGGACAAGAUGGAGCUUCACCUGUUCAUGUUGUCAGGUGUUCCUGAUGCAGUGUUUGAGCUCACUGACUUGGAGAUAUUGAAGCUCGAGCUGAUCCCUGAAGCAAGAAUAACUGCAAAGGUCUCACAAAUGAUCAAUCUCCAAGAGUUGCACUUGUACCACUGCCCAGCCAAGGUCGAGCAGACAGCGUUCAGUUUCCUCCGAGAUCACUUACGGUGCCUUCAUGUCAAGUUUACAGAUGUCGCAGAGAUUCCCACUUGGGUUUACUUACUGAAGAAUUUGAGAGAGCUUUACUUGGUGGGAAAUCUGAACUCAGAAAAUAACAAAAUGAUCGGUUUGGAGUCCCUCAGGGACCUGAGGCAUCUGAAAGUUUUACAUUUGAAAAGCAACCUUACCAAGAUCCCGACAAAUAUAACAGACUUGGCUCCACACCUGCUUAAGCUUGUGGUACACAAUGAUGGUACUAAGCUCCUGGUACUGAAUAGUUUGAAAAAGAUGAUGAACCUUGCUGAUCUGGAGUUGCAUAAUUGUGAGCUGGAGAGGAUACCACAUGCCAUUUUUAGCUUGAGCAAUCUGCAGGAAUUGGACCUGAAAUCAAAUAAUAUUCGCACUAUUGAGGAGGUCAUCAGCUUUCAACACCUCAAAAGGCUUACCUGCCUCAAACUAUGGCACAAUAAAAUAAUCACCAUUCCACUAUCCAUAAGUCAUGUAAAGAACCUUGAGUCGCUCUAUCUGUCGCACAACAAGCUAGAAUCUUUGCCGGUCCCUUUGUUCAGUCUGCUUAAGCUUAGAUAUUUGGACCUAAGUCACAACUCCAUUGUGUUGAUUCCACUAGAGAUAGGAUUCCUGCAGAACCUCCAGCACUUUGCCAUCACAGGAAACAAGGUGGAGGUGGUUCCCAAACAGCUCUUCAAAUGCACAAAGUUGCGUACCCUCUGCCUGGGGCACAACUGUAUUUCUGUUCUGCCAGAGAAAAUAGGCCAUCUGGUGCAGCUGACACACCUGGAGCUGAAGGGCAACUGUCUGGAUCGGCUUCCACCCCAGCUUGGUCAGUGUCGGCUCCUGCGUCGGAACUGUCUCCUCGUGGAGGACCACCUCUUUGAUUCCCUGCCCAUAGAGGUCAAAGAGAUCAUAAAUCAGGAAACCAGUGUUACUUUUGCUAAUGGAAUAUGAGAGAUUUCCUUAGACCGCCAACUCCCUCUGUGCUAGUACUCCUUUUGGCCAAUGUCCUUGUUAUACAUGUGAACUGGGAUCCUGCAAAGGACCGACUACUUUCCACACUGUAGGUCUGGUUGUUAGCAGGAGCUUUUCAGCUGGGGAGAAUGUAUUGGUUUAGGACUUGUUGAACCUGAGUGGAAGUAUGCUUUAAUCCUGUCGAAUUACACAAGCAUAUUUACUUGAUUCUGCUGCCUCUGGGAGAGCACGUUUUUUUCAAAAAAAGGCAAGAAGGCCAGUAAGAAUGCUUUAUUAUGCCCAUUGAUCUGACUUGAAAUGAUUCUUUAAAGAAAAUAUGAUAAAGAUGCGAGGGAUGUCAGGGGAAUUGAUCUUAAGUUUGGAAGCACUGUUGCCAAUAUUGUCGUUCACAAUCGAUUUUGUUCUUAUUUAACCUUUUUUUUUUUAAACCCAUAUUGCAGUAGAGAGGUACUUUCUGAUACGGUGCAAACACUUAUGUUUUCUCAUAUCUCAGUAGCACUUCACAGUUCAGUUUUGCUAAUCUUUCCAUUUGUAGUUUUUUGUUUUUGUGUUUUGUAUUUUAACUUCUUAUAGCUGGUGUGUACCCAGUAUCAUCUGCAUUGAGGUGCAGUAACUGAUUCUAUUUAUUCAUUGUUUGGAAGAACCCAGGGAAAUGGUUUUCAUAUUUGGAUUGUUACUUGAUUUGUGUUACAUUUUAAGGAACCAUUUCAAUUUAAUAAGCACCCAAUGCAUAGUCCUUGCUGCUCAUUAUGCUCCAGUAUGUACUGAUAUUUAUUCUUCUAUUGCCAUGAUAUGUUAGCCAGUUGGUAAAUAUGAAAUAUUGAACAUCUGCUAAAAACGUUUGAUUUUUGUAAUCGAUAAACAUUGUGUUGGUUCCUCUCAGAGGAAGGCAAAAGCUUGUAUUUUAUAAACUUGUUGAUUUUCAUAUGUACAGUUUUGAUUUACCAGGCAUCUGAGGAAUACCCAGGCAAUUGGCUUUUGAGAAAGUUGCACUAAACAAAAUUCAGGUUUUAAGUUAGAAGAAUUAUGCGUAAUGGCCUAUUACUCCCCACUUUGUAUCGGCUAAGUUCAGCAUGCUAGGUGCACCUCUGCCACUGCUGCCACUGGAUCUGCGUUUCUCAUUCUCUAAUUGUCUGUAACUGUGCCUUUUUCUUUUUCUGCAUUUUGUAAGUUCUGCUAUUCACUUUGUCAAACAGUUCCUGAACAGUAAAUCCUCAUUUAAGAUAGAAACACAUUUCACUUACUUUAAAAGUGAUAAAAUCCCAUAAUACUCCAGAUGUAAUCUUGGUGGAAGAAAGCAAGGUAACCUCAAACUUUAGACAGGCAGUGUUUUGGCAAAUUGGAUCUUCUGGAAGCCACACAAAAGAUAACAGUAGUACAUAACCCAAGCCUUUCUGUUUUUAAAGCCCUAGUUCUUUCACAUAUAAAAUAAAAAUUCCUGUAAUCCGAAAGGUAAGGGUGAGACCAGGACUUUGAAAUGAUGGAUGGCUGCUUUUUUUUUUUUUUUUUUUGUUAUUUAUUCAUUUCAUGUGCAGAAGAGGAUAACAAAGUAAGACAUAAAAAAUGAUAUUGUGAUUUAACUUAAUGUAAUUCUCAGUAGGAAUGUAAUGUAACCAUUGUUAUAUCAAAAAUAAUCACACGUUGAUUGUAACAACCAACUAGCAAUAUACUGGACAUCAUGAACAUCA
Electrophorus electricus (electric eel) is the source of this 4608-nucleotide messenger RNA. Its product is annotated as volume-regulated anion channel subunit LRRC8D-like. NCBI's taxonomy places the organism in Eukaryota, Metazoa, Chordata, Actinopteri, Gymnotiformes, Gymnotidae. Gene Ontology annotation, cellular component: cytoplasm. Gene Ontology annotation, molecular function: protein binding. The record is from RefSeq and is a predicted model, not a curated record.